AUCGAGAGCACCUGUCUCCUAUCCGCUUCCUCGCAAGCGCCCUUUGUGGGGUCUCCGCUUUCUUCUGUUUGUGCCUCUCGGAGCGCGACGGAAGAACGACGGAAGCACCGCCGCGAUUCGAGGAGAGAGGAACCACGCAGGGCGACGAAAUGGUCGAUGCGCGCUUCCAAGUUUGAGAAAAAGGCUUUUUUUAAGAUUUCUUGACUCAUUGAGUUCCCACUGUGGAGCCUUCUCCUUUCCAGUCGCAAGAGUACUUCUCCAACUGAAAACGACCUUUCGACUCCAGCGACGACAGCCCCGGAUGAGACGGCAGAGUUCCGUUCGCCACCACUCUUGUCGGAAAGAGUUUCUAGGCCCUCGUCCCUCAACUAAAAGAGAAAACGCUUUCUGUCUUCCACGUCUCUUCUUCCUUUUCUCCUUCCCCACAGAUCUACAUAUAUCAAGGAUAUCACCCCUGUAUAUACAUAUAUAUAUGUAUAUAUAUGUAUAUAUAUAUAUAUAUAUAUAUAUAUAUGUAUGUAUAUUGUAUAUGAGAAGUGACGGAUGCCUGUGUAAGGGACAUGGGUUAAGAAGGGUGAAAUUGGGGUUCAAGUACUGACAGAGAGAAGAAACUCUGCAUGCGGCUGCAGGCGCUUUUCCCUGAGGCAUUUCAGAACACCGCGCGCCACAAUGAGGCAACUGAAGUUCCAUGAGAAGCGACUGCUGAAAAAAGUCGACUUCUACAACUGGAAGAAGGAACAGAAUGUCCGAGAGGUGAAAGUUCUUCGACGCUACCUCAUUCAAGAUCGAGAAGACUAUCAAAAAUACAACAAGCUGUGCGGUGUGAUCACGAAGCUGACUUCGGAAUUGCGGCGACUUCCAGAAGAUGAUGCUUUCCGAGUUAAAAUGACUGAGUUGCUUCUGGACAAGCUAUACACCAUGGGAAUAAUCAGCAAAAAAGGCAGCCUGGCUCAGUGUGAAGGCUUGUCGGCCUCCAGCUUCUGUCGCAGACGCCUCGCCGUGGUUCUCGUCCAACUCAAAUUCUGCGAGCAUCUCAAACAAGCGACAUCCUACAUAGAACAAGGCCAUGUGAGAAUUGGCUCAGAAGUCUGCUUAAAUCCCGCCUUGCAUGUGACCCGGGAACAAGAAGACCUCAUUGGCUGGUCGCAGGGCUCCUCGAUUCAGAGACAUGUCAAGCAGUUCAACCAGACUCUGGACGACUUUGAACUUCUUGCGAUCUAGUUUUCUCUCCUCUUGUCUCUUGCUUUUCUGUUGAUCUGCCGCGUUUCCCACACGUGCCAGCCAAAUGUCUUUCUCGCCAUCCUUUUUUCUUUAGACGCAGGUUUGACCCCAGGGCGGGCAGGGUGUCUUACGAGGAACGCGAGGCGCGGGCGUUUCUUGUGUUUGUCAGUUUGUGGCGGUUUCUGCCGCCAGCGCUUUGUUCCACUUGAGGUUCUGCGACGGUAAAAUGAUCACAAGAGAACUCCGUGACUUUAGACGACACACCUGUCACUCCUUUUUGGGCGUUGUGCACAGAAAACAUCUGACCAUGACAUAUUCGCCGGGGCCCUCCUGGUUCGGGGCUUUCCCUGUGCGUCUCGGGACGGCUAGUUUUCUUCUCGUGGCUUGGAGAUUCCCACGGACAGAGCAGAAGGGUUGUGUAUAGCAGUGAUAAAGAACUCGGUUGUCUGUACCGCCUAACUGGAGGCAUAUUCAGCACCUUAGAUACGAUAUGGCUUUGCGAUUUGAGUCAUUCUAAUCUGCACACAUAAGAUCACUAACUAUUACAUUAUGCUCCGAAGUGUAACGGC
Molecule: messenger RNA, 1790 nt
Organism: Toxoplasma gondii ME49
Lineage: Eukaryota; Apicomplexa; Conoidasida; Eucoccidiorida; Sarcocystidae
Product: 40S ribosomal protein S4, putative
Exons: 4
Coding region: 670-1221 (183 amino acids)
Biological process (GO): rRNA processing
Cellular component (GO): small ribosomal subunit; small-subunit processome; Mpp10 complex
Molecular function (GO): snoRNA binding; structural constituent of ribosome; rRNA binding
Source: RefSeq, a predicted model, not a curated record